Messenger RNA from Triplophysa rosa, 6098 nucleotides. Its product is annotated as pro-neuregulin-3, membrane-bound isoform. The coding region runs from base 1488 to 3506 and encodes 672 amino acids. Gene Ontology annotation, biological process: nervous system development; intracellular signal transduction; animal organ development. The record is from RefSeq and is a predicted model, not a curated record. The transcript has 9 exons. Lineage: Eukaryota; Metazoa; Chordata; Actinopteri; Cypriniformes; Nemacheilidae. Gene Ontology annotation, molecular function: chemorepellent activity.
UCUCUUUCCUGGCAUCAGCAGUAGGGAAGAGCAGAAAGCUGUCUAUGUAUGUGCGCGUGUAUGUGUCUGGCUGCAGUGUCGUAGGCACAGGAAGGCUGGAGCCGUGGCAAAAUCCCACCGGAGAUUAGAGCUGGAUAACACGCUAGUCCGGACUCUUUACAAAUGGCAGCCCUAGGAGAGAGCAUCAGACAGGCAACACAAACAAAAAACACAACCAGCCAGAAUAAGGAACGGCUGAAAUUUGUCUCGUGGAAGAACUGCACAUUGUAAAUUUUUUGCCGUCUUCUUUUUCUCUUUCUGUCUGUCUUCGACAAGCUCACUCCUCCCUCCCUCCAUCCCUCCCUCCCUCCCUCCCUCUCUCUCUCGCUCUCCCGCUCUCUCUCUCUCUCUCUCUCUCUCUCUCUCUCUCUCUCUCUCUCUCUCUCUCUCUCUCUCUCUCUCUCUCUCUCUCUCUCUCUCUCUCUCUCUCUCUCUCUCUCUCUCUCAUUCUCUCAUACGCUCUCGCAGUGGUGGAAUGUAGAUGGGGUCGCGUGUACGCUUGCUGCUCCACACGAUAUCAACGGCUUGCUGUUUGGCGACGGGUUUCUCAGCCACAAGAAGGGAUUUACACCACUAACGGAUUUGACAAUAACAAUAUCCACCUGCAUCCUUCAGGAUCCUGCAUUCCCUGGGAAACUGAUACCUCCCACUGUCUCUUCUGGGUCUGAGCUGGAGUAUCUUAGCCGGAGCUUGUGCGUGCGUUCCACAGAUCCCUACUCCCGUAAGGAUGUUAUAAAUCUGCAGGAGCUUCUGUCAUAGAAGGGGGUAUAUUGCAUCACGGUCAUUGCAGGGACCGGCUUUUUGGGAUGUGUAUAGCUGAGUCAGCAUUGCAAAUACAGAAACGCUAGUUCGGUCGAGAUCUUGAAAAGGAAUUAACAGGAUCGAAGGAGGGAGAGAGAAAAAUGGGAGCCAGUGCUUCAUGGGGUAACUUUUACCCAUCUGCUUGUGAUCUUGAUGAAAGGAGCUACGCCAUUGGAGAAUCAUUUUAAUCGUGGUAUCAUCUGCUAGAGAGGGAUUUGAUGCUCUGACAAGAGAAAGCGCUACUGCAACGAGAAAUCAUGCAGAUGAUUUCUCUCCUCCCGUUUCUUUCACAUCUUUUCUGAGCACCUUUAUUUGCUCAUUCUCUUGUCUAGCCGCGAUCUGGAAGUUGUCUUGGACAUAUUAGUGUGGAACUGGACUAAAGGACUGUCUUUGGAUUCUGAGUUUUCUACCUCCGGACUUUUGGGUGUAUGCGCAUGUCUGAUUGUGAGUUUGUGUGUUAGUUGGUGGCGGUGUGUGGAUGUGAUUCAGGGAAUGUCUGCCUUGGUGUGUUCGUAAGGAUUUUGCUGGCGUUCCGUCUUUAUUUGCUUUUUCAAUGUCCGGCAUUGCUGCCCGGCGUUUUGCCCCGUGUUGCCUAUGUCUGCUGAGCACCCGGCCCUGGGGUUAACCCUUUCUGUGCCACAGGCAAGAUGAGUGACAGCUCUGGAACACUGAACUCAGGGGCCAUGGUGCUGGAGGAGCCCGAGGGAAGGGUCUCCGGUGGACGCGAACAAGCCCAGGCCCCUGCUCGUGGUGGGCUCUUACGGUGUGGGCCCUGUGCCCUCUGGCCCCGCCAGCAGACCUGGCUGUGCGUUGUUCCACUUCUCAUUGGAUUUAUAGGCCUGGGGCUCAGCCUGAUGCUGCUGAAAUGGAUCGUAGUGGGUUCUGUGAGAGACUACGUGCCUACGGACUUGGUGGAUGCCAAGGGAAUUGGCCAAGACCCCAUCUUUCUGUCCAAACCAAGCACUUUUCCUAAGGGAUCUGACACCACCACAACCACCACUACUAUUGGAGUAAUUAGCUCCUUCAGCCCCACCGUCACCACAGUGGUGCGGGGCAGAACUCGAACAGGAACUCCCCCAAACAUUCCACCUAGAGGUGGCGGAGCAUCCGGCAGCCAGGUGACCCAGAAGAGCCCAUCUACGCGCUUUGUGACGCACCAUCCCACCCUUACUACCACCUUGUCCACCAUGUCUACUGUCCAAACAUCCACCUCUACCCCUUCUCCUUCCAACCCCACUGUUCUAAAUGACUCCACCCAAAUGUGGACGAGGGAGCAGUCGUCCACCGAGAGGCACGUGUCCACGCCUGGUCGAACCCAUGUCAUCCGAAAGACACCAUCGCCGACUCUUCCGCCUUUGAAAUCUGAGCAUUUCAAGCCGUGUCAGGAGAAGGAUCUGGCCUAUUGCCUGAAUGACGGCGAGUGCUUUGUCAUCGAGACCCUGAGCGGCCCACACAAACACUGCAGGUGUAAAGAGGGCUUCCAGGGUAUUCGCUGUGACCAGUUUCUGCCCAAGACCGACUCCAUUCUGUCUGACCCAAUGGAUCACUUGGGCAUUGAGUUCAUGGAGAGCAAGGAGGUGUACAAAAGACAAGUGAUGUCUAUCACAUGUAUUGCCAUGGGGAUCAGCUUUCUAGGCACCCUUUGUAUGGCUCUCUACUGUCGGAACAAGAGGCGGAGAGAAAAGCUUCAGGCUCACUUGAAAGAAAACCGCAGCCAGAAAAACUACAACCUCAAUUCUUCCAGUCUGGUCGUCAAGCCCAGCCUUAGGCCUCAGUCCGGUCUGCAGCUGCAGAAGUAUUACAAACCCACAAGGUCUACCCCACUACACGGGGGCGCAGUUCGCGAGUCCAGCUUUGCUCAAAGCACUGCUGCUUCUACCAAUCCACAGUGCACGUCAACAGGAAAACAUCCCAGGAGCGGUUCCCUUUCUCACAAUCCAGACGAAAAGAGUCGCUCUGGUCUUCGGCCUGCACCUCGCAGAACACCGCCCGUAACUAGAGGAUGUCUCAAUGCCAUUGGUGGAUCAAGAGAUUCUGGUCCUGCCUACCAACAUCUACAGGAAGUAGACAGCUUAGAGAGAGAGUCAGUGAAAAGAAACAUUUCAGGCCCAGCUAAUGAUCUACAUCAGGAUUCCUUUUACAAUAUGCAAGCCUCACAGUCCUGUAAAUCAUGGAGCAGCCACUUAGACUACAGGUCUGCUAGGAGCCUCAGGUCAGGUCCCCCUAGCCAAAGUCCCGUGGCUCCAUACCGGCCGUGCUCCAUACCCAUCAUCCCCUCCGUCCACUCCUAUCAGGAUGAGGACUCCUGUAUGCAAACGGCACCAACUAACGGAAGCAGCCGCAGUUCAUCUCCCCCAGAAAGCACUCCGGAUGGCCCUGCUGUCAAUCAACGGGCCACCAUAACAAUUUCCAAUAGAGCGGCUGGUCAACAAGAGGAAGUGUCCUCUCUGCUAGAUGAGGCUCAAGUACAGCUCAAAGCACUAGCGUUCGCCCAGAGGAAGCAGGAGGACAUUGUUGGCUCCGUCCCUCAGGGGGCCAAGGAGACUGUGUGCAUCCUUUUAGCAAAUGGCGGGGGACAAGGGGGAGUGGCCUCUUUUGGUCCCACAGAGACUCAGUUAGUGAGCCCACGAGACACACACAAAGAUGCCACAAAGCUUGGCCAAUGAGAAGGUUUGGGAUGGUUCGAUAGGACAAACCACAAACAUCCCCAGUGUCUUGGGCAAGAAGCACCAGAGUGCUCUGCCAAAUUGGGAUGGAUCACCGAAUCUACCAUUCAAUUUCGGAGGACCUGCUCUGUUGUGCGUAUGGGAGACUGACAGCCUUGACACGUGAAAAGAUAAUUUAUUUAUAUGCAUUUAUUUAAGGAGAAACUUCUAUUAGAAAAAGAAAACCAAAUAGUCUGUCAUCUCCAUGGUGUUUUUAACUGUAUAAAAUAUACAUAAAUAUAUAUAAAUGGAUAUAAAUAUAUGAAUUCAAACCGAGUGACCUAGUACAAAAACUGUUUUUAUUGUAUCAGCUCCUCCACAUUUAAAGACUCGAUGCUUGGUGGUUCGAAAAAAGUACAUUUUAAAACGCAAACAAAAGGGAGUUGUUUUCCACUCACCACAUUUCCAGCCAAGCUAAUGUUGUCCAACACACAAUCUUGUGUUUUGCACCUGCAGUAGCUGUGUUUACUAUCACCAACCCAGUCACUGUCCUCUACCCUGCCAAGGAACAUGGCUCCAUCUGCCCUAAAAACAGAGCAAGCAGAUUACGAAUUACAAUCAGACAAAACUUCUAAAUGAACGUUGCAUCCAGGCAUGAGGUCGAGCACUGCCUCCAAGACAUGAAUUGCAAGAAAUCGGUGUGUCUGUCAGUUUGUGGAGCGAUCUGCUUUCUUUUCUGUUUUGUGCCUCAGUAAUGUUCAAUUAGGUUCAGAUAUGAGCAAAGAUAAACUAAGUGCACGGAGCACGUUGUAUUACGAACCACGUGCGAUGCACAAAACAUGGCCUCCCUCCCUGAAUGGAGAGCGGCGAGUCCUGCACAGGAUAACAGGGCGGGAUCGAGCAACACAAGGAGCAUCUGUGCUUUUUCUUUUGUUUUCAUGAAAUGAUCUGCUGCUUUCUGAGCGGAGGGAGCAUCCGGUCACAUUCGGUCAGUACGCUACCCGCGGACAUGCUAUUUCCGUGAAUUAACAACCAAAUGUGGUAAGAAAGAAGAAUUAACAAAUGAAUCUUUGGUGAAGCUGUUUGUUUGUUUACAAUGUUUGUUUGUUUGUUUGUUUGUUUGUUUGUUUUCGGACCCCCUAUUCACACAAUUGUGCAUGUUGGUGGUGUUUUUGCAGAGUCAAGCCAUGAAGACAGACAACUCUUGGGUUUGAUAACAUUUGAUAAAUCUGUCACACUUGUAUCUCGACGAUUCAAAUGCCCUUAGUGAUCUACAGACAAGCCACGCAAAGAGAAUAUGGAGAAGAAGACACGUUGUCUGCUUAUUUUAACCCAAAUCCUGGUAGAUCAAAUAUAAUAACAAAUGAAUGGUCUGCUAAGUUUUAUAGAUCAGUCUUAAUAGAUUUGGUCAAAGAUGUGGACUGUGAUGCUGUUUAUAUUUAUUUCUUUUUAUCUUUCUUUCUGAGUUGUUGUGCCACUUUCAAACAUCUUAAAGGGAUAGUUCACUCAAAAAUGAAAAUUCUGUCAUGUUUACUUACCCUCAGAUUGUUCCAACCCUGUAUACAUUUAUUUGUAAUGAUGAACACAGGGUGAUAUUUGGAAGAAUGUCUGUAACUAAACAGAUCCCAUCCCCCACUGGCUCCCAUGUCCCACCCUGACAUUCUUCCUUUGUAUUCAGCAGAACAAAUUAAUUUAUGCAGAUUUGGAACAGUCUGGGAUUUGAGUAAAUGAUGACAGAAUUUUCAUUUUUGGGUGAACUAUCCCUUUAAGACUCCCACAAUUAGUUUGCCGUCAUAGAAAUCUAUAUUUGUCUUCAUCCUCCAUCCAAAAGGUUGUGUCCACCACCAGUCCUAACCUGAGACCAGGUGAAGUAAAGGUGAGCCUUUGGUAGAUAUCGCUGUGAAUGCAGAAUGAAUAGAAUCUUGCUUGAUCUUUUUAGACUUGUUCCCAGACAGAAGCAAUGACCUCAUCAGUUAACAGCUGCUUGAACAGCAUGUCUGUCAAGCUUUACUAUACUCAACCACUACCCAUUAUUUUGGAAAAAAGUCCUUUUUUAAGUCCAUUUUAAAUCUGCCACAUCUGAACUGAUCUAUAAACUGCAGACUCAUUCAUAUCCAGGUAUUGGCACCAGAUAUAUAAACUGUUCACCAAUCUGUUUAGCUACUGAUGUGUCCAUUUUAAAUUGAAACGAUGUGAAAAACAAUUUAUUUAAGCUGGACCAUGCUUUGUACACUAGUGCUUAAGUGUAUUAAAAUAUGUUUUGCACAGUAAAUACAAUGUAUGGUACUUUAUGCUGUCAUUUUGACAUGUAAGGUAUAUGAACUUGAUGAAAUAUUUAGUGAAGACGGUACAUUGAAGGCACAUUUUUUCAAGUCAAGUCUCCACAGUCUGCACAAUAGGCAACUAUAAAAAGGUGUUACGAGUACAACUGGAUCUCUUCAUGGUUCUGUAUAACAGCCCCUCUUGACAUGAACUUUAAUGUGCAAUUUCAAAAUCGAGAAAUGACAUUUCUGUUCAUUCUUGUAUGUAAGAAAUUGCAUUGUUGCCCUUUCAAUUGAAAUAGUUUUUCUUUUCAUUUAAAUCUUUUUUUUAUUUUUUCAAUAAAGAUGAAUC